UGGGCGCCGCCGUCCCGCGUCCCGAGUCGAGCCGCCGCUCCGCCGCUCGGCCCGCGCCCCCAGGCUCCCGGUUCUCUUAAAUGUUUUGUUGGAGCCUUAAAGAUGGAAAUGACAAGCGUGUCCCUGAAACGUGGUUGCCUUGCUGUGGAAGAUAGUGACGGUGUAGCGCCACACGAGGAGACGAAGAAACAGAAGGUCUCCGAGUGCUGUCUGACCAACAGUCAGGAUGAGGGAGGGAAUGAUGGUCUACACCGCAGUGCAAAUGAGCCUGCGCCUCCAGAAGCUGAAAGUGCCCUGAAAGAUGAAAAGAGUUCCAACGCCCAGGUGCAGGAGGAGGAGGAAGAGGAGGAAGAGGAAGAUGGCCUUUCAGAGGCAGGGGAAGAGGAGGAACCAGAGAGUUUUGCAGACAUGAUGAAGCAUGGGCUCACAGAACUUGAUGUAGGCAUCACCAAGUUUGUGAGUUCUCAUCAGGGCUUCUCGGGCAUCUUAAAGGAAAGAUACUCUGACUUUGUUGUUCAUGAAAUUGGAAAAGACGGACGGAUCAGCCAUUUGGAUGACUUAUCUGUUCCUGUGGACGAAGAGGACCCUCCAGAAGAUGCGCUCACAGUUUUGACAGCCGAGGACAAGCAGCAGUUGGAGGAGCUCCAGCUUUUCAAAAAUAAAGAAACCAGUGUUGCUAUCGAGGUCAUUGAGGACACCAAAGAGAAAAGAACCAUCAUCCAUCAGGCUAUUAAAUCUCUUUUCCCAGGACUGGAGACAAAAACAGAGGAUAGAGAAGGCAGGAAAUACAUCGUAGCCUACCAUGCAGCUAGCAAAAAGGCUUUGGCAAUGGUGCCUGCGCGACCCCUGUUCCCUGAAGAACAGUGUGCUGAGCAGCAAUUCAAGAAAGAAGUGGAAGGGUUACUGCUCAUUGUGUGAUCUUAAAGGAAGAAGGAACCUUUCAGAUGAACAGAAAUGCUGGCCUCCCUCCUAAGGGCAUGUUUGCUGUUCUGCUUUCCAAACUGGGGUAUCCUCACUUACAUACAUAAAACAGAGUACUUUAAAAUACCUGCUAUUUAAAAUAACUUCUUAAGAAGUUUACCGUUUGAUGGGUGGUGGUGUCGCACGCCUUUGAUCCCAGCGCUUGGGAGGCAGAGGCAGUCGUAUCUCUGAGUUCGAGGCCAGCCUAGUCUACAGAGCAAGUUCCAGGGCAGCCAUGGGUACACAGAGAAACCCUGUCUUGAAGGGGAAAAAAAAAAAAGUAAGAAAGAAAAGAAAAGAAAUUAGCCAUUCAUCUGAGUCCAUCUUUUGUUGCUUAUGGUCCAGUUCAGGUGAGUAUAUUAGUCAGUCACUUUGAUGUUAAUGUUCUCGUGUGUUCUCUACAGCCAGGACACAUUCUAUGGGACUAUAGUCCUAAGAAGAAAUAGAUAGUUCUUGUUCUUCCCAUCAAAUUAGUACAUAAAAUUUUCAUGAAAAUUAUAAUGGAAGACAGUUAUUUCUUCAUCCUCCUCCCAUGCUAGUACCUGGUGCUACAUGUCUCAAGUUCUCCCUGUUAGUGGACGGUUAUUUCAGAGUACAUGUGUUGCAGGAAACGCCAGGAUGACAUCCUAAGGGACUUGAACCCGUGAGGGCUCUGUCAGUAUCCUAAAUGAAUUAAGAGAUAAUACAGUAUAUGAAGACUCUGCUGUUUAUAAUGAUGCUUCCAGUGACGUGAAAGGGCUUUAAAAAAAAAACAGGCUGACUUCCUGAAAACAGUCAAACAGAAGUGGGAAGCUUUAAGUUGUGCUUAUGUCAUAGCUACCUUUUUUGUUUGUUUUUGAGAUAGAGUCUUUCUGUGUAGCCCUGGCUGGCUUUGAACUUACUGUGUAAAUCUGUCUUAAGGUAGAGAUCUGGGGCUACUUCUCAGUUGAUAACCAAAAAAAAAACAAAGCAGGGCAUGGUGUCACAUGCCUGUUAAGGGAGGCUGAGGCAGGAUUCUGCCUGCCGCUGUUGAUUCUAUAAUGUCUAGGUCAGAGUGUAACAUGGGAUCCGUAGCAUCCCUCUGUCAGCCAAAGCUGCAAAGGAGGCAGUGCCGAGGGAAGUGAGUUCAGCGACUGUGUUCCUUUGUUUUCAGUUCUCCCCGGGGCAGUAUGUCACUUACAGGUGGAGAAGACAAAAGGCGACUUAUUACAACCUUGGGCAUACU
Messenger RNA from Psammomys obesus (fat sand rat), 2164 nucleotides. RefSeq names its product pseudouridylate synthase 7 homolog. NCBI's taxonomy places the organism in Eukaryota, Metazoa, Chordata, Mammalia, Rodentia, Muridae. Gene Ontology annotation, cellular component: nucleus. Gene Ontology annotation, molecular function: RNA binding; pseudouridine synthase activity. Bases 103 to 918 code for a protein of 271 amino acids. Gene Ontology annotation, biological process: pseudouridine synthesis. The record is from RefSeq and is a predicted model, not a curated record. The transcript is spliced from 6 exons.